Messenger RNA from Chinchilla lanigera (long-tailed chinchilla), 3465 nucleotides. Its product is annotated as membrane primary amine oxidase. The transcript is spliced from 4 exons. The coding region runs from base 166 to 2457 and encodes 763 amino acids. Gene Ontology annotation, cellular component: endoplasmic reticulum; plasma membrane; early endosome. Gene Ontology annotation, molecular function: quinone binding; primary methylamine oxidase activity; copper ion binding. Gene Ontology annotation, biological process: response to antibiotic; amine metabolic process. Lineage: Eukaryota; Metazoa; Chordata; Mammalia; Rodentia; Chinchillidae. The record is from RefSeq and is a predicted model, not a curated record.
CCGCCCCACCCCACUUCCUUCCCACCCUCGGCUGCAGCAGGCUGCAACCCCUGAGAACCCAGCCCGAGUCGGAGUCUCGGCACCCGUUCUGGCAGCCCCAGCUCCUCUGGUGCCGGCUGAGAACACACAGCGCCAGCCUGCGAGACCCCGGCCCCCUCCCGGACCAUGAACCAGAAGACCACCCUCGUGCUCCUGGCCCUGGCUGUCAUCACCAUCUUUGCUUUGGUUUGUGUCCUGCUGGCCGGCAGGAGUGGAGACGGGGGCCCACCCGGCCAGCUGACCCCGUGCCCAACGGCUGCUUCCCCUGCCCGGCCAUACACGCAUCCAGACCCCGGCCUGCUGUUUGCAGACCUGAGCCCAGAGGAGCUGGCAGCCGUGAUGGGCUUCCUGACCCCGCGGCUGGGGCCGGGCCUAGUGGACGCGGCCCACGCGCAGCCCUCAGACACUUGCGUCUACUCGGUGGAGCUGCAGCUGCCCCCCAAGGCCGCCGCCCUGGCCCACCUGGAUGCAGGGGGCACCCCGCCCGCCCGGGAGGCGCUGGCCAUCGUGCUCUUCGGGGCCCAAGCCCAGCCCAACGUGAGCGAGCUGGUGGUGGGGCCCCUGCCCGGGCCGUCCUACCUGCGAGAUGUCACCGUGGAGCGCUAUGGGGGCCCCCUGCCCUACCACCGGCGCCCCGUGCUGCCCAGAGAGUACAAGGACAUUGACCGCAUGAUCUUCGAGCGAGAGCUGCCCCAGGCCGCAGGGCUUCUCCACCACUGCUGCCACUACACGCCCCAGGGAGGCCAGCUGGUGACGGUGACCACAGUGCCCCGGGGCCUGAAGUCAGGGGACCGGGCCACCUGGUUUGGCCUCUACUACAACGUCUCGGGCGCCGGCGUCUUCCUGCACCCCAUAGGGCUGGAGCUGCUAGUGGACCACGGGGCCCUGGACCCUGCCCGCUGGACUGUCCAGAAGGUGUUCUUCCAGGGCCGCUACUACGACAGCCUGGCCCGGCUGGAGGACCAGUUUGAGGCCGGCCUGGUGAAGGUGGUGCUGGUCCCCGACAAUGGCACGGGUGGGGCCUGGUCCCUGAAGUCGCCGGUGGCCCGGGGCCCGGCUCCCCCUCUGCAGUUCCACCCCGAGGGCCCCCGCUUCAGCGUCCAGGGCAGCCGUGUGGCCUCCUCCCUGUGGGCCUUCUCCUUUGGCCUUGGAGCCUUCAGCGGCCCGAGGGUCUUUGACAUCCGCUUCCAGGGAGAAAGGGUGGCCUACGAGGUCAGUGUCCAGGAGGCCCUGGUCGUCUACGGGGGAAAUUCCCCAGCAGCAAUGCUGACCCACUACUUGGAUGGCAGCUUUGGCAUCGGCAAGUUCUCCACGCCCCUGACCCGCGGGGUGGACUGCCCCUCCCUGGCCACCUACAUGGACUGGCACUUCCUGGUGGAGUCACACGCCUCCAGGACCAUCCGUGACGCCCUUUGUGUGUUUGAACAGAACCAGGGCCUCCCGCUGCGGCGACACCACUCAGAAUUCCACUCCUAUUAUUUUGGGGGUGUUGUGGAGACAGUGCUGGUGGUCAGGUCUAUGGCCACCUUGCUCAACUAUGACUAUGUGUGGGACAUGAUCUUCCACCCCAACGGGGCCAUCGAAGUCAAGGUCCACGCCACGGGCUACAUCAGCUCCUCGUUCCUGUUCGGUGCUGCCCAGAGGUACGGGAGCCGGGUCGGGGAGCACACACUGGGCACGGUCCACACCCACAGCGUCCACUUCAAGGUGGACCUGGACGUGGCAGGACCGGAGAACUGGGCCUGGGCCGAGGACCUGGCCUUCGUCCCCGCAGCCGUGCCCUGGAGCCCUGAGCAGCAGAUCCAGAGGCUGCAGGUGACGCGCAAGCAGCUGGAGACGGAGGAGCAGGCUGCCUUCCCCCUGGGCGGGGCCGCGCCGCGCUACCUGUACCUGGCCAGCAACCGCAGCAAUAAGUGGGGGCGCCCCCGGGGCUACCGCGUGCAGCCGCAGGGCCCUGCGGGGGAGUUGCUGCCCCGGAACAGCUCCAUGGCGGGGGCCUUCAGCUGGGUGCGGUACCAGCUAGCCGUGACGCGAAGGAAGGAGGAGGAGCCCCGCAGCUCCAGCAUCUUCAAUCAGAACGACCCCUGGACGCCCAGCGUGAAUUUCGCAGAUUUCAUCAACAACGAGACCAUCACGGGGGAGGACCUGGUGGCCUGGGUGACAGCUGGAUUCCUGCACAUCCCGCACGCAGAGGACGUCCCCAACACGGUGACCGUGGGCAACGGGGUGGGCUUCUUCCUGCGGCCCUACAACUUCUUCGACGAGGACCCCUCCUUCCGCUCUGCCGACUCCGUGUACUUCCGGGAGGGCGAGGACGCCGGCGCCUGCGAGCUCAGCCCCCAGGCCUGCCCGUCCCGGGCCGCCGCCUGCGCCCCCCACCUCCCUGCCUUCUCCCACGGGGGCUUCUCGCACGACUAGGGGCGGGUGAGGGACAGGCCGGCCUGGCUCCCCGUGUCCUUCCUCAGCCCUGCUGUCCCCUGCACGGCCCUCCUCCCGCUGUCCUCUGGGGCCUCUGAGCCCGGGGUGCCCGUCGGGAGGCACGGGUCCUGCUGGCCCCGCUGUGCUGAGCCCGCCAGGGAGGAGGGGGCGGAGAGUGCGGGAGCGGCCGCACUGUCCCCAGAUGAGUCCCUUUUAUGCUUCCUGGCUUUCCCGAUGCCCCUCAGGCUGCCUUUGAGGAUGGCACACUGGGAUCUCCCCCUCGGAGCCCCAGGGCAGGGCGCGAGGGGCGUCCCUCCUCGGUGUCCCGCACCCUCAGUUCUCAACUACAGCCUCUUGUGGUCCUGAGCCUGCGGCAUCUCGAGGAGGCCAGGGCCCCUGCAUGGCAAGGCUGCUCCGUGCUGGCCUCUCGCCCCUGGCAUUUGUGAGGAAGAGUCGCACCUACCUGGUCCUGCGAGCAAGAGGACCGGUCGUUUAGCUCCAGGCCUGCAGAUGACCAGAGCAGCACCUGGUGGGGGCGCUGGGCAGGAACCACGGUGGGCACCCAGGGCCCGGAGGAGGAUGUCCUGGGACUCUGCCCCCUGGUCCAGGACCGACCAAUCACCUGCAGACAUGCAAGUAAGCCAGGGCUUCAAGUGGGCGGAGCCUGGCAUCUGCUGGUCCCUCCUUGGUCUGCCCUAGGGAGGGGAAGAAAGAGGGGACAGGCCCCUCGAUGCUGACCACCUCACACAAUGCGGCUAACAGCUUGUCCCCUGCCUUCUGUAUUCGGGGCGUCGCCUUACAGUUCGAAGGCAAAGUGCAGGGUGAGCGAGCACAAAUCCAGUGUGUGACGUUUAGGGGGAGGUGGGCGCACGCUGCUGUCUAGUAGGGGUGAGCGCUGUGCUACCAUACGCUCAGGGGGGGGCGCCCUGCCAAGCCUUCUGUGCUGCCAACCUUGACCGUGUGCCUACACUGCUGAGUCAAAUAAAUAAUAAAUGGGCCCCAACGUCA